AUGUUUUGGCUCCACAGACUCUACAUUGAGGUUGCCAUGCAGCGCUUCCUUCAAGCUCAUACCAGUUGCCGCAACACGAAGCUUCCCUCCCACAGGUGCGAGGACGCAAAACUAGACAUCGUUGUUGCCGUUUGCAAUGAGGAUCUAUCUUGGCUUGAGAGCUUUGCACCUGCUAGGCUGCUUUUGGACGAGACCUUCAAUGCAUGCCUGAAAUCUCUCCAAAUGUCAACAUGGAAACGUUCUAUACAGUGUAGACUUACCCUAAGCGAAUGCUCCCCCACGGAGAGUGUGCUUUGUUCAGAUUCUGGGUCUAUGCAAAGUGUGGUCUACAAGGCCACAAGUUUUUGCCCUGCGAUGGGCUCUUAG
Messenger RNA from Durusdinium trenchii, 366 nucleotides. The record is from the annotation of a GenBank genome assembly. NCBI's taxonomy places the organism in Eukaryota, Dinophyceae, Suessiales, Symbiodiniaceae.